UUGAAAUAUUUUGAAAACAUACCUCACGUAGGACGAUUGCAAAGUUAGUUGAAACGUUACAGACUUCAGUGAAAUUUUCGGAAAAAAUAUAGUUAUUCGGUUAUAAAACAGCUGAUUUGCAAUGACAACUGCAAAAAUAGACCAAAAAGAGUACCUCAAGCGAUAUCUCUCCAAUGACAAGGACAAAAAGAAGAAGAAAAAGAAAAAGGACAAAUCGGCUGGCAAAACAAACGUACGAAUUAUAGACGCGGAUGAUUUCAGUUCCACCGUUCAGCAUGAAGCCAUCGAGGACGAAUCGGACCUGUUCGGACUGGGUGAGGAGGCGCCCCAAAUCGUAGGCGUCAUAGACGAACGGCCGCCGGAGCUGAAGGCCCGGGAAGAUUUCAGCAGCAACAAGUGGCGGAAGCUUGCGGCUGAUGACGGUGGCGGUGGCGGAGGCUGGGGAAAUACGGGAAAUGUGACGGCUGGGUCGAGUAGAGCAGCCACGGAAAGGGAUUUCGGGAGAACAUCGAGGCGACGAGAUUUGGAUGAAAGUCCCCCGAGGAAAAAGCAGUCCAGCAGGAGGAGAGAUUCCGACGAAAGUCCUCCCAGGAGAAAGGGAGCGAGUCCUGUUUAUCCUUCAAAGCGAGGCAAAGGGUACGAUUCGGAUCACAGCCCACCCAGAAGGAAGACUGACGAUCGAUCCAGAAGAAGGGAUUCCGACGAAAGUCCACCGCGACGCUCUCAGAAAGAUCACCGGAAACGUAAAGAUUCGGACGAGAGCCCUCCAAGGCGAAAGCCAAGAAGACAGUCUGACUCAGACAAAAGUCCUGCUAGGAAGCGUCAAGACGAUUCACGACAAGGAAGGAAACGAAAGGAUUCGGGUUCUGAUCAGAGUCCCCCAAGACGUACUUCCAAAAAGUCCGAUCACGAUCGGGUGCGAGUGAAACAGGAACGAAGUCCCUCACGGGUAUCGGAGUUCAGCUUGCGGCGAGUGAAACAGGAACCGCCGGACUCUGAUGAAAGUCCUCCCAGAAGAGGAAAAAAUCGAUCGCCGGAUUCCGAUCAAAGUCCACCCCGUCGAGUGAAACGUGAACCGGAUAGCAGUCCGUCGCGGGUAAGAAUCAAGCGAGAACGAAGAAGCGAAUCCCCUCGGGCCGGACCAUCAUCAUCGUCGUCUCGAAAGAUGACCACCACGCUGGAUGGAAAACGGGCCGGACUGCAGGACGCCCGCGCUCUGAAGGAGGAAACGGAAAAGUUCCGUCGGCGGGAAGCUGAGCUUUUUGAUCGGAUGUCCGCCGAUGCAUCCGGUCGGUAUGCUAAAACGGUGGUCCGUGAAAAGUCCGGCAAGCGACGGGACGUGGAGGAAGAACUGCGCAAGGAAUUUGAAAAGCGGAAGCGAGACGACAAGAAGAAGGAGAUCUAUACCCGUUGGGGAAAAGGUGUGAAGCAAGUGGAGGAAUACAAAACUCAACUGGAAGAGGCGGCCCACGAGAUGAAUAAGCCGCUGGCCCGGUACAAGGACGAUGAAGAUCUGGACGAGUAUCUGAAGCAGCAGGAACGAAUCGGUGAUCCAAUGCUGGAUUACAUCAGAAGCAAGAAGAAGGAAAAAGAUCGACAAGAAGGCCGCCCGCAAAAGCCGGUCUACAAGGGAGCGUUCCCGGACAAUCGGUUCGGAAUACGGCCCGGAUAUCGCUGGGACGGCGUCGAUCGGUCCAACGGCUUCGAGAAGAAAUGGUUCGAGAUGAUGGGCAAGAAGAAGGCCGUCGAAGAGGAAGCUUACAAGUACAGCGUGGAAGACAUGUAAAUUUUUGUAAGUAUUCUUUAUUGAUUUAUUUUUAUUCAAAAGGAGGUAUUGAAAGUACACUGCUCAACCACAGUCCA
This is a messenger RNA of Aedes albopictus (Asian tiger mosquito), 1863 nucleotides long. RefSeq names its product BUD13 homolog. Gene Ontology annotation, molecular function: RNA binding. Gene Ontology annotation, biological process: mRNA splicing, via spliceosome. Gene Ontology annotation, cellular component: RES complex; U2-type spliceosomal complex. NCBI's taxonomy places the organism in Eukaryota, Metazoa, Arthropoda, Insecta, Diptera, Culicidae. The record is from RefSeq and is a predicted model, not a curated record. The transcript is spliced from 3 exons. The coding region runs from base 122 to 1786 and encodes 554 amino acids.